Messenger RNA from Haemonchus placei, 1221 nucleotides. The record is from the annotation of a GenBank genome assembly. NCBI's taxonomy places the organism in Eukaryota, Metazoa, Nematoda, Chromadorea, Rhabditida, Trichostrongylidae.
AUGAAAGAACGACUCGUGUUUAUACUCCUUGGAAUAUCCCUUAGCAUCAGAGCACUUUCGCGUGUACCUUUGCUGAAAUGGACCGACACGGAGACCCCUAUUGAUGGGAGGGCAGUUGCUGAAUUUCUGACGCGAAGGUACAUUAAAGGCAACGUGCUCGCCUCGGACAAUGCGACAGGUUUCAAUGAACCACUAUUGUACUCACCGUUGAAUACAGCCUAUUAUGGCAAUAUCUAUAUUGGAACACCUCCUCAGCAGUUCCUGGUGCAGUUCGAUACUAGUACUGCUGAACUCUGGGUCCCGUGCAUGGGCUGCAAUCCUGAGUUAGAAUCUUGCACAAAGCAUCGUAAGUUCGACUGUGAUCUUUCGACAACUUGCAACGCGACAGGGAAUUCGUUCGAGCUCCAAUAUGAAGGCGGCAUGGCUAUGGGUUCCGUCGACCAAGACAUCGUUUGUUUUGGAUGUGGCUGUGGGAGCUAUUGUACCAACAAAAAUCAAGGAUUCGGUUGCGUCACAGUUGCAACCGGCGAGAAAUUCGCAAACAGCGUAUUCGACGGUGUUUUCGGCAUGGCAUGGAGAUCUGUAGCAGUGGACAACAUUUCACCCCCUCUAGAUCAAAUCUUCGCCAACAAGGCACAGUGCCCAGAAGCUCUUUUCGCCUUUUACAUACCCCCUAACAGUAACGCAUCAGGUGUUGCUGGAGAAUUGACCAUAUGUGGAACAGAUCCUGCCCAUUAUAAGGGAAAUAUAUCAUGGGUACCUUUGAUUAGCGAAUCAUAUUGGACAAUCAGCUUGGGACCGGUGUAUGUCAGAGGUACGACGAUAACAAAUGAAACACAGGAAGCCAUUGUUGACACAGGCAGAUCAUUCAUUGUCGGACCUACUGAUGCUGUACAGAAGCUUCAAAAUUUAUUCUCGUCAGCGGGGGCCACGAAUACUACAGGAGGCGUGUACCAAAUCGAAUGCAGUAAUAUCUCAAAAUUGCCAGCAGUCAUAAUCACUCUUGGUGGUCACGAGUUCGUCCUUCAAGGUUCCGAUUAUGUCAUCCAGAACAACGAGACCUGUCAACUCGGCUUUUUAGCAUUCGACAUCCCACCUUUGAUGGGCCCUCCUUGGGUUCUUGGCGACGUCUUCCUUCGCAAUUUCUACACCGUUUUCGACCACGGAAAUAAGCGUGUUGGAUUCGCCAAGCCCACUGAAAAAUGUCUCAGUCCCAAAUAA